AUCCCACGUUCCCUCCAAUUCAUUAAUUAUCCACCCUAACCCAUCAUUCCUUCACGGCGAGGCAACGCAAGGUGGGUACCCCUUGCUCUGCCUCCGCCGUCACCUACCCAUCAUUUCAAAUAUUCAUCGACAUACCUUUUAUAGCUAUGAGCGAGGAAAAGCAUCAAAAGCAUCAUGACACCUUGUCUUCAUCUUCUUCUACUCCUACUUGUUAUUUUUCCUCCUCUUCUUCUUCUUCUUCGCCGGGCGAGUCGGAGGAGGAGCUGCAGCACAUGCUGCUGGUGCCGCCGUUGUGGAAAAACAAAAAGAGGCUGUCGAAGCAGUUGUCGAUGUGCGAGAAGCCUCGGGACAUUGCAUGGGAGAGAAGGCGCAUGCAAGAGCGGAGGAGGAGUUCGACCGUGUGCGAUGAUCUCACGGAUGAGGACCUGCAUGAGCUUAAAGGCUGUAUAGAACUUGGGUUCGGAUUCAACGAGGAAGAUGGUCAGAGACUCUGUAACACCUUGCCCGCACUUGACCUUUAUUUCGCUGUUAACCGCAGGUUGUCACCUAGUCCUGUCUCCACCCCUCAGAGCCGUGCCUCUUCCCUCGGAUGCCGUUCUUCGUCGUUUGGAAGCCCUAGAAGCGAUUCUGAUUCCUGGAAAAUAUGUAGCCCAGGGGAUGACCCUGAACAUGUGAAGACCAAGUUAAGGCAUUGGGCUCAAGCCGUUGCUUGUUCUGUGAUGCAGUCUUCUUGAGAGAGAAAAAAGUGGGGGAGGUAGUUUGUUUUGUACAGAGAGGGGAGGGGAAAAGCUAGAAAAAAUAAAAUAAUUAAGAAAAUAAGAAAAAAAAGGGGUGGUCUCGGAUUAUUCCUUCUGAGGGGGUUUUCGUUGAAACUAACAAAUUCAAUAUGGUUGGAAGUUGCUUAAUUAGAGGACAUUAUGGUUUAUACAAUAGCCAAUCACCCCAUUUUUCUUCACCUUUUUUCUCUUCGAGUUGUUUUAAUCUCAAGCUGUCUCGCGCAGGGUGUAUUCGUCUUAUAGUAAUUUUUGGGUCACAGGCCAGGUAAAAUACAAUAGCAUUCGGGUCGGGUGGUUAGGAGAUAUGGCCUUUCCUUAACAUGUAUUGUCAAGAUAUAUUCAAGAGACGUCACACCAAUCAUGAGUAUAUAUAUUGAGUAGAUGAGUUCUACCCAUCUUUAGCUUAGGACAUCCUUUGACUUGUCGUGACUUGAUUGUAAAAGAUAAACAUGCAAAAUGUAAUUGUUCCCUCUGA
This is a messenger RNA of Glycine soja, 1251 nucleotides long. RefSeq lists its product as uncharacterized. The record is from RefSeq and is a predicted model, not a curated record. The transcript has 2 exons. NCBI's taxonomy places the organism in Eukaryota, Viridiplantae, Streptophyta, Magnoliopsida, Fabales, Fabaceae. The coding region runs from base 147 to 734 and encodes 195 amino acids.